AUGCCCAGUGUAUCUAGUGUGCUCAGUGUACCCAGUGCGUCGAGUGUACUCAGUGUGUCCUCUGUGCCCAGUGUGUCCAGUUUGACCAGUGUCCCCAGUGCGUCGAGUGUGCCCAGUGUGUCCAGUGUGUCCAGUGUGUCCAGUGUGCCCAGUGUGUCCAGUGUGCCCAGUGCGUCGAGUGUGCCCAGUGUGUCCAGUGUGUUCAGUGUGCCAAGUGUGUCCAGUGUGUCCAGUGUGCCCAGUGCGUCGAGUAUGCCCAGUGUGUCCAGUGCGUCGAGUGUACCCAGUGUGUCCAGUGUGCCCAGUGCGUCGAGUGUGCUCAGUGUGUCCACUGUGCCCAGUGUGUCAAGUUUGACCAGUGUGUCCAGUGUGUCCAGUGUGUGUAGUAUGCUCAGUGUGUCCACUAUGCCCAGGGUGUCUAGUAUGUUUAGUGUGUCCAGUUUGUCCAGUGUGUCCAGUGUGUCUAGUGUGCUUAGUGAGUCCACUGUGCCCAGUGUGUCCAGUGUGUCUAGUAUGCCCAGUGAGUCUAGUGAGUCUAGUGUGGCCAAUGUUCCCAGUGUUCCCAGUGUGUCUAGUGUGUCUAGUGUUCCCAGUGUUCCCAGUGUGUCCAGUAUGUCUAGUGUGGCUAGUGUGGCCAGUGUUCCCAGUGUGUCCAGUGUGUCUAGUGUGGCCAGUGUUCCCAGUGUACCCAGUAUGUCUAGUGUGCUUAGUGUGGCCAGUGUUCCCAGUGUGUCCAGUGUGUCCAGUGUGUGUAGUAUGCUCAGUGUGUCCACUAUGCCCAGUGUGUCUAGUGUGCCCAGUGUACCCAGUGCGUCGAGUGUACUAAGUGUGUCCUCUGUGCCCAGUGUGUCCAGUUUGACCAGUGUGCCCUGUGCGUCGAGUGUGCCCAGUGUGUCCAGUGUGUCCAGUGUGCCCAGUGCGUCGAGUAUGCCCAGUUAGUCCAGUGCGUCGAGUGUACCCAGUGUGUCCAGUGUGCCCAGUGCGUCGAGUGUGCUCAGUGUGUCCACUGUGCCCAGUGAAUCCACUGUGCCCAGUGUGUCCAGUUUGUCCACUGUGCCCAGUGUGUCCAGUUUGUCCAGUGUGCUCAGUGUGUCCACUGUGUCCACUUUGUCCAGUGUGUCUAGUGUGCUCAGUGAGUCCACUAUGCCCAAUGUGUCCAGUUUGUCCACUGUGCCCAGUGUGUCCAGUUUGUCCAGUGUGCUCAGUGUGUCCACUGUGUCCAGUGUGUCCAGUUUGUCCAGUUUGUCCAGUGUGUCUAGUGUGCUCAGUGAGUCCACUGUGCCUAGUGUGUCUAGUGUGGCCAAUGUUCCCAGUGUGUCUAGUGUGUCCAGUGUGUCUAGUGUGCUUAGUGAGUCCACUGUGCCCAGUCUGUCCAGCGUGUCUAGUAUGCCCAGUGAGUCUAGUGUGUCUAGUGUGGCCAAUGUUCCCAGUGUUCCCAGUGUGUCUAGUGUGUCUAGUGUGUCUAGUGUUCCCAGUGUUCCCAGUGUGUCCAGUAUGUCUAGUGCGGCUAGUGUGGCCAGUGUUCCCAGUGUGUCCAGUGUGUCUAGUGUGGCCAGUGUUCCCAGUGUUCCCAGUAUGUCUAGUGUGCCUAGUGUGGCCAGUGUUCCCAGUGUGUCCAGUGUGUCUAGUGUGCUUAGUGAGUCCACUGUGCCCAGUGUGUCCAGUUUGCCCAGUGUUUCUAGUGUGCGCAGUGUGGCAAGUGUUCCCAGUGUGUCCAGCGUCUCUAAUGUGUCCAGUGUGCCUGGUGUUCAGUGUGUCCAGGUUUCUCAGUGUGUCCGCUGCGUACACAGUAUGUUCAGUUUACCCAAUGUCCAGUGGGUUCAGUGA
Messenger RNA from Haliotis rufescens (red abalone), 1827 nucleotides. Its product is annotated as chitinase-like protein PB1E7.04c. Lineage: Eukaryota; Metazoa; Mollusca; Gastropoda; Lepetellida; Haliotidae. The transcript has a single exon. The record is from RefSeq and is a predicted model, not a curated record.